CUCCAUUUCUUCUCUUCCGUUGCACUUCUGCUACCUCAUUGCUGCUUCAGUCAAAAGAGACCAACCUUUUCGGGUCUUUGCAAUUUUUCGAGCGAGCGCGUGGCCUCUUUGAUGAUGGCGCAACGCUACCGAUACCAACCUCUAGACAUGGCUUCAGGGCACAUACGUCUGGUUCAGCUGCUACCCGGCAAUCAUGAACCUGUGCGCGUAAAGCUCACUACAUGCGCCCUGACAGAAUUAGCUUUCGAUGCGCUCUCGUACGCAUGGGGUCCAACUGGGAUGGAUCACCGCGUUGAAUGCGAAGGCUGCAAUAUUGAAAUCACCAAAAACUUGCAUCUUUUCUUGCUGUCGCUACGUCAAUAUGGGCAUGUUGAGCCUUUAUGGAUAGACGCUAUCUGCAUCGAUCAAACUAAUGUGAAGGAUAACGAAUAUAUGCUGCCAAAAUUGCCUUUUAUCUAUCAUACGGCGCAGCGCACACUGUGUUGGCCUGGGGUAGAAGACCUUACGUUCCUGCAAAAGCUUACGUCCACGAUGUCUGGAGUUCGCAACUACCAGAAAGCAAUAGUUGAAUGUCUUUCAGAGGUUGAUAUCCUCCAUUCGACAUACAGGAUUGUAGAACACGACCUAGAAGUGUUCGGCAAAGAAGCCGAGAUAUUCGAUAGCGAUAUAUGGCACAAAAUGGAUUCAUUUCUGGAUCAAUUCUAUUUCACAAAGAUAUGGGUGAUACGAGACAUCGUGUGUUCCCGGAAUCCUGUCAUAUUUGACGGAGAAAGGAGCGUUCCCUGGAGUGAUCUAGCACAGAAUUUGCUUGCCUGGCUAUUCUUCAGUCCCAAGUCAAGGCCGCAGUCCCCAGCGACUAUGUAUGUGCUUCUUUGUGAAGCCAUGCGGUGUAGGCAACUCGGACUAGACAGUAGACAUACGAAGUUGCCAGACCUGUUAUUAGCAAUACGAAGUAUCCCAGCCAGAACCUACUUUGUCAUCGACUACGUAGAUGUAGCUUACUCGAUCGCUACUCUCCUAUCCCCUGGGGAACUGACCGGAAGUACGACUGGACUUACUACCGGGGAUGUCUACAGUGAAGCUUCUGAGUAUUUGAAUGAUCUUUCUGGCCAGCCGCUAAGCCUCUCGCUAUCGGAUGGGGUUCAGCCAUCCUUGGAGUCCUGGACUACGAACUGGGAAACUCGUACGAAACGGUUUCUACUCAAUCACCCCGCAAGUAGCUUCUCGUCGUCUGGACAACAGAAUACCGAUCACACUUCUUUAGAAAUUGUGAGCCCACGCGAUGGCACAGCAUCCUUGCUCAUGCGAUGCAAAGGUUCCAUAGUAGACGCUGUUCGAAGCACAAGCGAUUAUAUGCCCCCGCGGCGUCACUGCGAUCACUACGAUGUGAACGAUCACUGCCUCUUCUUUGCCAACUGGUACGAAUAUGCAAAAGAUCAUUCGAACCGUGAGGAAGGCAGUGUGUUGCUUGAUUAUGCCGACACUAUCCAAGCCAGGGGCUGCGGGCACUUAUGGGAAGAUGCGGCGAUCACGCCUCAAGACCGGGUCAGAAAAGCACAAGAAUUUAUAGGUUUCCUUGCCGAUGAGGAUGCUGAAGAAUCUGAUAUAACAAACUCUAUCAGAAUAUUUCACGCCGCCUGUUUUCCGUCUCAUAACAGAAGAUUUGCGGUCACCAAGAAAGGUCGCUUUUGCCUCGUGCCCAAAGAUACCCAAAGUGGCGACCUCGUUUGCAUCCCACACAAUAGUAGAGUGCCCUACAUAUUUCGACCGCGUAUGGAGGGUCAUGGUUUUAUCAACAUCGGAGAGACAUUCAUUCAUGGGAUAAUGCACGGGCAAAUGAGUGAAUGGAAGGGUUCAGAAGAGAGGGAGUUCGUUCUGUAUUGAUCAUAAACAUCCACAUCCAUAAUUCAGCAAUAUCAUUUGGCUGCUGUAGACUCCAGCGAUUGAGUCUUUGCUUUGUUGAGUUUCGAGAGAAGUCUUUUCAUUGUUGAUGGCCGUCCUUGGUGUGGCUUUGCUCCAAGUUCAGAUUUCCCGUGGGAGGACCCUAUAGUCACUACUUCUAGCUUUUCGGCAUCGUAGG
Messenger RNA from Alternaria alternata, 2080 nucleotides. RefSeq lists its product as hypothetical. NCBI's taxonomy places the organism in Eukaryota, Fungi, Ascomycota, Dothideomycetes, Pleosporales, Pleosporaceae. The transcript has 2 exons. The record is from RefSeq and is a predicted model, not a curated record. The coding region runs from base 112 to 1884 and encodes 590 amino acids.